Molecule: messenger RNA, 952 nt
Organism: Vollenhovia emeryi
Lineage: Eukaryota; Metazoa; Arthropoda; Insecta; Hymenoptera; Formicidae
Product: odorant receptor 43a-like
Exons: 6
Coding region: 1-918 (305 amino acids)
Biological process (GO): sensory perception of smell; detection of chemical stimulus involved in sensory perception of smell
Cellular component (GO): plasma membrane
Molecular function (GO): odorant binding; olfactory receptor activity
Source: RefSeq, a predicted model, not a curated record
AUGCGAUGGAAACAAACAGCACUUUCAGCCAUUAUAAAAAUGAUGGCAGAAGACUGGAUGAAGUUGAAGACAACAAAAGAGAGGGAUAUAAUGGUGGAGCGAGCACAGAUUGCUAGAAUGAUUGUCAUUAGCGGAUACGUUCUAAUGGUAUUGGCGUUCACAGUGAUCAUCGUUCUUCCGUAUUUUGGCUCAACGUUAAGGCAUUUAACGAAUCUCACGGAUCCGGGCAAGCCGUUGCCGCUGCAGACUUAUUAUUUUUACGACAUAGAUAAGAGCCCGCAAUUUGAACUAACAUACAUCGUUCAAGCUAUUACAAUUGUCUUGGCCGCUGUAACUUACACCUCAGUAGAUGCUUUUCUUGGUCUCGUAAUCCUUCACUUCAGUGGUCAACUGGAAACUUUCAAAGGCCGUAUAGCUAAUUUGAUUUCGUGCCAAGAUUUCAUCUACAUUCUGAGUAAUACCAUAGUGAAUCAUAUGCGGCUCAUCAGAUUCGCCAAUAUUAUUGAAAAUAUCUUCUCUUUAAUGAUGUUGAGUUUAGUAUUUAAUUUUGGUAUUGUAUUUUGUCUGCAUGGAUUCUUAUUGCUUACUGUGAUUACCGAAGAGAGUGAUCUUUCUUUCGCACGGUUAUGUUUUCCGUUAGUUAGUAUCACUAUUUUGCUUACGCAUACUUUCCUUUAUUAUGGUGCCGGAGAGUUCAUAACGAUACAAUGCGAUGGAGUAUAUCGUGCUCUGUGCGAUCUUGAAUGGUACAAACUAGAACCAAAAUACGCAAGGACAUUUAUCUUAUUAAUGAGACGAACUAGUCAACCUUUCCGCAUUACUGCAGGAAAAGUAUUUCCACUUACGAUGACCACAUUUUGCAGUUUGUUGAAAACAUCGGCUGGCUACAUAUCAUUUCUAUUGGCAAACCGAAGAUGAAAACGAAAUGCAAAAAUCACGCUAGUACAAUAUU